Molecule: messenger RNA, 1206 nt
Organism: Vicia faba (fava bean)
Lineage: Eukaryota; Viridiplantae; Streptophyta; Magnoliopsida; Fabales; Fabaceae
Source: the annotation of a GenBank genome assembly
AUGUUUUCCCGAACCCACCGCUGUCUCCUUCCUUCUCUGACUUGCCACAAAACCCCAAAUUCAUCACUCUUUUCUUCUUCUUCUUCAUCUUCUUCACAACCCCCAAACACAAACAACAAAGACAAGAUCAUCGUAUCUAGAUUCCACCACAAAGACUGGCUAACCUCAAAACAAGCAACAACCUUAAUCAACUCCUUAACCAACCCUUCCAUUGCCCCAACUCUCUUCAACAUCUACUCUUCUCGCAAAGACUACAACCCAACUCAACCCUUCUGCAUUUCCCUCAUCACCAAACUAGCCCAAUCUCACCAAUUCGAACCAAUCGACACCCUCCUCAAUUCCCUCCAACCUCCACAGAAACACCGUUUUACCCAAGAUUUCUUCUUCCAUCUCAUCAAACUCUACGCCCAUAAAGCCAACAGAAUCGAUAAAGCCGUUGAAACCCUCUUCAUGAUGCCGAGUUUCGGUUCUUACCCAACCUCUAAAACUUUCAACUUUGUCCUUAAUCUCUUGGUCAAUAACAAACUACACGACCAAGUUUUUAAUCUUUAUUCCUCGGCUUCCAAGUUAGGUUUUCAAAUUGACGCUUGUUGUCUUAAUAUUAUCAUUAAAGGGCUAUGCAAACAGGGGGAGAUUAAAGCUGCGUUUAAGGUGUUUGAUGAAUUUCCUAAGCUGGGAAUUCAACGAAAUGAGAGAACUUUUUGUACGUUAAUGCAUGGGCUAUGCGAGGAGGGGAAUGUGGAUGAGGCUUUUGAGUUGUUGGAGGUAAUGAAAAAGGAGAAAAUUUGUGUUGAUGUUAUGGUUUUCAAUGUUUUGAUAUGUGGGUUGAGGAGGAAAGGGAGAGUGGAUGAAGCCAAAGAGGUUUUGGAAGAUGGGAUGAUGAGGAAUGGAUGUUACCCUAAUGAAAGUUCUUAUCAACAUGUUUUGUAUGGGUUGAUUGACUUCAAGAGAUUUGGGGAGGCUAAAGGGGUUGUUGAGAAGAUGGUUUUGAAGGGUUUUGUUCCUAGUUUUGAUUCGUUUAAAGGUUUGGUUUUUGGGUUUUCUAAAGAGGGGUUGGUUGAGGAAGUUGAUUGGGGUGUUAGGGGUAUGGUUAGGAUGGGUUUUGUUCCUAGGAUGGGGAUGUGGAGACAGAUUGUUAAGUGUGUUGUUGUUUGUAGAGAUGUUGCUGAUUCUUUUGAUAGGAUUUUGGAUGUUGAUUGUGAUUGA